Molecule: messenger RNA, 429 nt
Organism: Paramecium primaurelia
Lineage: Eukaryota; Ciliophora; Oligohymenophorea; Peniculida; Parameciidae
Source: the annotation of a GenBank genome assembly
AUGAAAAAAAUAUUGAAUACUAUUGACAAAAUCGAUAUAUUUCGUGUUCCUGUCAAUCUGUUGACUAAUUCUAAGGAUUUAUUCUAUCAAAGUAAGCUUGGUGGAAUAGUUACUCUUAUUGUUGGAAGUCUUGGUUUCGCCUAUUUUUUAAAUGUAAUAAUUUUAUGGAUCCAAAAUCAUCUACCUCCCAAUGUGAGUUUUAAAUAAUAAACAUUAUCGUAUGCAGAAUUUGAAAUAAAAAACUCUGUUAUUCAAUUAGAAUUAUAAUAUUUUUCAGGUGAGAUCCUUUCAGAAGAGAAAACAAUAUCAUAACUCCUUAUUUAUAUAAAAAUAUAGAUAGAACAAUUAUUGAUAAGCCAAUUCCAANUAGAUGGUAUCAUUCCUGUUAUUUUCACCAUAUUAAGCAAAUUUAAACAUUAUAAUCAUUGA